Merops nubicus (carmine bee-eater) is the source of this 2071-nucleotide messenger RNA. RefSeq names its product Bardet-Biedl syndrome 2 (gene BBS2). The record is from RefSeq and is a predicted model, not a curated record. Gene Ontology annotation, cellular component: neuron projection; motile cilium; ciliary basal body. Lineage: Eukaryota; Metazoa; Chordata; Aves; Coraciiformes; Meropidae. The annotation marks the transcript as partial. Gene Ontology annotation, biological process: non-motile cilium assembly. The transcript is spliced from 16 exons. Gene Ontology annotation, molecular function: protein binding.
GUUUUUAUUCAUAACCCUCAUGCCCGAGGACAGAGAACGAGCACAAACCGAAUGGUGCAGAGCAACCAAGAUUCAGACAUUUCUCUCCUCAACAUUAAUCAAGGGAUCACUUGUCUGGCUUCAGGAGUGCUGAACCCACACCUUGGUUAUGAUUGUCUCCUGGUUGGAACACAGACUAAUUUAUUGGCUUAUGAUGUCUAUAACAACUCGGAUUUGUUUUACAGAGAGGUUUCAGAUGGAGCCAAUGCAAUAGUUCUUGGAAAGCUGGGCAAUAUUUCCUCUCCGCUUGCUAUUAUUGGUGGAAACUGUGCCCUGCAGGGCUUUGAUUAUGAAGGAAGUGAGCGUUUUUGGACAGUGACUGGAGACAACGUUCGGUCGUUAGCACUGUGUGACUUUGAUGGCGAUGGCAAAAAUGAGCUUCUUGUUGGCUCUGAAGAUUUUGACAUCCGGGUGUUUAAAGAAGAUGAAAUCAUGGCAGAAAUGUCAGAGACAGAGACAGUUACUGCCCUUAGCCCCAUGUACGGCAGCCGGUUCGGCUAUGCGCUUUCUAACGGGACGGUCGGAGUUUACGACAAGACAGCUCGCUACUGGAGGAUAAAGUCUAAGAACCAUGCGAUGAGCAUCCACGCCUUUGACCUGAACUCUGAUGGUGUGUGCGAGUUGAUCACUGGCUGGUCCAAUGGGAAGGUUGAUGCACGCAGCGACCGAACUGGGGAGGUCAUCUUUAAGGACAACUUUGGUUCCUCGAUUGCAGGAUUGGUGGAAGGGGAUUACAGAAUGGAUGGGAGCACCCAGUUAAUCUGCUGUUCAGUUGAUGGGGAAGUCCGGGGCUACCUGCCAGGAAGUGAGGAUGUGAAAGGAAACCUGAUGGAUACAAGCGCCGAGCAGGAUCUGAUCCGAGAACUUAGUCAGAAGAAACAAAAUCUGCUGCUGGAGUUAAGAAAUUAUGAGGAAAAUGCAAAGGCUGAGCUGAGCACUCAGCUGAAGGAAGCAGAUGGGCAGCGAGGUGGGAUUCCAGCCAACACCCAACUCCAGACAGCCCUCUCGGUUAACCUGGGCUCUGACAGCCAGUCUGCCCAUGUGGAGCUGUGCAUUUCCACCACAAACGACACAAUCAUCCGUGCUGUGCUGAUCUUUGCUGAGGGCAUAUUUGAAGGAGAGAGCCACGUGGUACACCCCAGUCUCCAGAACCUCUCAGGCUGUGUUCGUGUUCCUCUUACUCCACCCAAAGAUGUCCCUGUGGAUUUGCAUAUCAAAGCCUUUGUGGGUUACAGGAACAGCACACAGUUCCACGUAUUUGAGUUGACAAGAGAGCUUCCCCGCUUCUCCAUGUACGCCCUGAGCAGCCCGGACUCGGCCCCAGAGCCCCUGAGCUUUGUUCACUGCACAACAAACGAGAGGCCACAAAGGAUUGUGAUGUGGCUGAAUCAGAGCUUCUUGCUACCAGAAGAUGCAGAGUUUCAGAGUGCUCCAUUCCAGGUUUGCUUCACUUCUCUUCGUAAUGCGGGUCACCUCAGCAUCAAAAUCAAGCCCGGUGGAGAGAUCUCUAUCAACACGGAUGAUAUUGACUUAGCUGGUGACAUUAUCCAGUCCAUGGCCUCCUUUCUGGCCAUUGAAGAUUUGCAGGUGGAAGCAGAUUUCCCUGCCUACUUCGAGGAGCUGCGGAAGGUGUUGGUCAAGGUGGAUGAACACCAUGCAGUGGAUCAGAGGCUCACUGCUGACAUGGCUGAGCACUCCAACCUCAUCCGCAGCAUGCUGGUCCAGGCAGAAGACGCUCGGCUCCUGGGAGACAUGAAGAACAUGAAGACACGGUACGUCGAGCUGUAUGAUCUCAACCGAGAUUUAAUAAAUCAGUACAAAAUCCGUUGCAACAACCACACAGAGCUGCUGAAUAAUCUGAAAGCUGUGAAUCAGGCAAUCCAGAGGGCUGGGCGGUUACGCGUCGGCAAACCUAAAACACAAGUGAUCAGUGCUUGUCGGGAUGCCAUUAGAAGCAACAACUUCAACACACUGUUCAGGAUAAUGCGUGUGGGAACAGCCUCGUCCUAAAAUCAGCCAGGAGAGCAGCAGU